AGGUAUAUCAUCAGUUAUAAGCGCGACACUUUACAGGUAACACGGACCUUAUAAUAGGUGUCAUAGAGAGGGAAGGCAAACCUACAGGAUUACAAUGGAAACUUUAAUGACAUCACCUCCAGCCAGUAAUACUGCUACUGAUAGAAUUAACACAGCGUUAGCAACACUCAGGAGUGAAAUGGCUGACCUUCGUCAACAAGAUGUGAUGUUAAUGAAACAGCUCAUACACAUCAACGACACAAUCCAGAGUCUAUCUAAGCGACGACCAAGUUCCCAUAGACCACUGAAAAAGAAAUUAUCAUUUGUUAAUGGACGGAGAGAAUUUGUUAACAGUGAUGAAUCGAUUCCAGAAAAUACCUCACACAUCCAGCAAAAACGAAUGACGUGGAGUUUCGGCGGAUCCUUCGGUAGUAUCGAUUCAUCCAGUUCGACCGAAGACAUGGGAUUUAUGGAUUCAGAUAGUGAUGAUAGUCUUUAUAGCACAGAGCAAAACCUCAGCGACUCUUUAACCUCUGUAACGUCGAGAUCCUUGUUCAUUGCAAAAAUUCCAGAAACGGAUGAUCAAUCAUAUGAAGAAAUUUUCAGAAGAAAUAUCAAAUUAUGGAAAUUUUCUAAGUCAGAAAGCUUUGAACAUUCAGUUGUAUCUUGAACAUUGAUGGAAUCGAUUGGAUACCUUUCGUCGUGUUAUGGAACAUUAACAUGUAAUAUAUGAGCCUGACGCCAAAAUCAUGCUCAGACUUUAGUCCCGAUGUUUACCACUUCUGUAUUCAGGACUAACCCUGCAGCUUGAAUUGUUCAUGUUAUUAAAAUAGUGCAACAAGGAUUUCACAUCGUCUCCUGGAUUCUCAAAAUGACAGACUAAAGGAAUCACAGAGCUUUAUCCUCUGAAAAACCCGUUUACGUCACAGCAGAUCCGUCUGAGGAGGUGUCUCCCACAGAACGUACAGCAAUAUCAUAUUUCCGCAAUAACUGUCCAAUACAGCUAUCCUCAGUGUUGGUAUUAGUACGGACAAAUGGGAAGAAUUUAGUGUGUUUUCUGAGUGAUAGACGGUUACAAAUGAACGUACAUUGCAUGUAAGAAACAGGAAUAAGACUGUACACUAGACGUGAUCUAUCAUAUUAUACGGUGCUAAGAGUCAAUGGCAGCAAUUGUCAACUUACUCUAAAACGUCAAACAAGUCUAUACCAUUAUUGCUCAUUGUUGCUAUCAAGAGUGGGAGUGUGCGUAAGAUAGACGGGAACGUGACGCCCCAUAAGUAGUGUAGGUUUAAUGUUGAUCCAUACAGUCAUGCUGUUUAUGUUAGAAAGUAAAACAAAUGUUUGACGUCUAUUAUCGAUCUGACGAUAAGUAUGAAUGGAUGGGAUUUUCUGUUUGCUAAGCAUUAUUUUGUCGACAAUUUGUUAUCGUAUGAAUGUGUUUAUACCAUCAGAAGAAUGUACUUGAUUGUAUAUCCCUGGACGUAUUUGAAUGUUUAGAAUGUGUUAUCAUACCGAAUGAGAUCAGAGCAAAUAAAAAAGCCUAAACCAA
Molecule: messenger RNA, 1528 nt
Organism: Pecten maximus
Lineage: Eukaryota; Metazoa; Mollusca; Bivalvia; Pectinida; Pectinidae
Exons: 3
Coding region: 95-649 (184 amino acids)
Source: RefSeq, a predicted model, not a curated record